Messenger RNA from Lingula anatina, 697 nucleotides. Its product is annotated as beta-1,4-N-acetylgalactosaminyltransferase bre-4. NCBI's taxonomy places the organism in Eukaryota, Metazoa, Brachiopoda, Lingulata, Lingulida, Lingulidae. Gene Ontology annotation, biological process: glycosphingolipid biosynthetic process; carbohydrate metabolic process. Gene Ontology annotation, cellular component: Golgi apparatus. Gene Ontology annotation, molecular function: galactosyltransferase activity; N-acetyl-beta-glucosaminyl-derivative 4-beta-N-acetylgalactosaminyltransferase activity. The record is from RefSeq and is a predicted model, not a curated record.
UUGUUCGACUUCCAGUGCGUCAUCUUCCAUGACGUGGAUCUAGUGCCGGAGGACGAUCGCAACACGUACAAAUGUUUUUCUUUACCAGUUCACAUGUCGUCGGCGCCAAGCCAGGAUAAUUACAGAACGCGGUACACUAUUCUGGUGGGUGGAGUUAUGAAUUUUCCUCGUGAGGAUUUCCUGAAGCUAAACGGUUACUCGAACGAGUUCUGGGGAUGGGGCGGAGAGGACGACGACAUGGCAUACAGGAUGAAAGCCUCAGCCAUGGAUUUUGAGCGAGUUCCACCGGAGAUAGGUCGUUACACGUCCUUAAUACACGGGGACAGGGAUAAAAAUCCUAGAAGAAUGGCACUUCUGCAAGGCUCAAAGAAACGCCAGGCAAAAGAUGGCGUCUCAUCCUUACCCUACAGACUGCUGUCUUCAUCCAAUGAAAAGUUAUACACACAUCUCUUAGUUGCCGUGUAAACAAGGGUAUAUAACGAUAAACAAACAAUGAUUGCUUUAUGUGCCAAGGGGCCCUGCGAGGGUCACGUGCGCUCCAUGGUGACGCCUCGGUCAAGGUCAAGGUUUAUUUGAAGGACGGCAGAUAGCCUACAUUUUGAUGUCAGUGCUGAAAUGGUUUUGUGGCAUGAACUCCUGUAAAAGGCCUGCUUUAACAACGAUCGAUCAGAAUGAUGUGAUCAUCCAUUUUUUUAAA